AGGAACUGGAAUUUACGAGGUGCACUGGAAGGCAGCAGGGCUAUCGGUAAUGUAGCACUAUAAAGAUGACGGACCCGACCGCGUCUCCUGAAGACCACUGGAGACAGACAGACAGUGCCUUCAGCGACGGUGGCUUUGACCACAGUUUCUUCACUGAAACAGCCAGAAAGGGUACCGUGGUGUCCAGGGCCAACAGCAUUGGCUCGACAAGUGCCUCUUCAGUACCAAACACAGAUGAUGAAGAUAGUGACUACAGACACGAGCCGUCAUAUAAGGACUCGUAUAAAGAUCGACGGAGACAAGCGCACUCCCAGGCUGAGCAGAAGCGUAGGGACGCUAUCAAGAAAGGUUAUGAUGACCUCCAGGCAAUAGUUCCAACCUGUCAGCAGCAGUCUGAAUUCGCAGUGGGAGCCCAGAAAAUCAGCAAAGCAACCGUUCUGCAGAAAACAAUCGACUACAUCCAUUUUCUUCAUAAAGAAAAGAAGAAGCAAGAGGAGGAAGUUACUGUAUUAAGGAAAGAAGUGAUGGCGUUGAAGAUAAUGAAAACGAACUACGAGCACAUAGUGAAGGCCCACCAGAACAACCCACAGCAGGGAGAAGAUCAGGUGUCUGACCAGGUCAAGUUCAACAUCUUUCAGAGCAUCAUGGAUUCUCUGUUCGUGUCUUUCAACAACUGUGUGUCGGUGAACAGCUUCCAGGAGCUCUCCGCCUGUGUUUUCAGCUGGAUCGAGGAGCACUGCAAGCCACAGACGCUGAGGGAGUUUGUGGUCGGAGUGCUCCGGCAGCUCAGCGGUCAGCUGUAUUGAUCGAGUGAAACCUCUGGACUCAGCUCCCAGUUUGUGGGACUUGUUCCGGCCUCUCAGGGUGGACACUGCUAUCAGCCUCAGGCCACAGCACAGCAUUUACACUCACUUCAGCUCAUCUGUGACUGCCUGGCUGCAUUUGAAUUACCUCAACGCCCACUGUGGGCAGAGAUGGAAAAGCUGCAUUGGCUUGUUUGAGAUAACAUUCUGAAAGUGUACAUAAACAGAGAGCCUCGGCCUCAUCCGCCUCAGCUGACGAUUCAUAUUUCUUAUUGUGGUUUUGCUAAGAAACGCAUGAGGAAACAGAGCUCAGGGGUCAAAACAAAUGUUUGCAAACGAAUGUGUUGUGUUGAAUGCAUUAACCCUUUAGUUUAGUUUUUUGCAGUAGCUGCCCGAGUAAAACCUCCCUCUGUGUCCCAACGAGCACAAGUUUGUAGUUUCAUGCUGAACCAAAGGUCUCCUCUCAGCCACACCACUCCUGAACCACAGCAGACAAUGGAGAAUACUCCACCACUACUGUUCUACUGCAGGGUAACCGUCACCUCUCCUAACUGAGCUCUCAGGCCGUUUUCAGAUUUCUAGCUUUAGUGACACAGACUGUGAAGUUUUUUAUCAAAGUGGCUGUGACGAGCCGACAGAGAUGCUGAGCUGUCAUGGGUGGCCGGUGUUCCAGUUUAACUGGGGAUCGGGGCAACUGGUGAUUUGUUGUCUUAAUUGCAGAUUUUGUCAGUCGCAGACUCGUCAUUUUUUACAAAGCGCCUGUAUCCGAAGUGCGGUGAUAUAGUGAAGGUCUCGUUGAAAUAAACAUCAAACAAAAACACAUCACAAGUUAAUGGAAUGUGUCCGUGUCAACAUCACGUUUAGACAACAGUAUAAAUCAUAUGGGUAAAAAAAUAAACAAAGUGUAAAAAAAACUUGAACGGGAUUGGAAACGACAUGGCGAUCUGUUGAUUACACACAGAUAAACAACACUUGCAUUACAGAAAGUACGAACGUUUAUUCUGUGUUCGGACUAAUCACCAGAUAACAUGGGCGUUUCCGUAAACAACAUCUGGUGUUAUACAGCUGACAGAGUAAAAACGCGCACCGAACGUCUCAGCGGCUCGGUGGCGUAAUGAGAUCGACAUCAGUCCAGAAGCUAAUACUGCUUCAUCAUGUCGUUUUGUGAAAAUGACGGAUCUGCAACCAACCAGCAACAUCUGGAACAUAGACAACAAAUCACCAGUUGCCAUGAUCCCCAGUUAAACUGGUUUGUAAUGAGGCAGCAUACAGGUCUGAACUGUAUAUCAGUUUAUAUUCAGUCUAUGGACUUUGACGAUAAUUGUGUUACACCGCAUAUUGUGAACAGAUUCUGUUUAUUUACACGCAGUUAUCCAGUUGCAGUUAUACAUUAUUUUUUUUUCUGAAGAGGAUUUUUAAAUACAAAGUGUUGAUUUUGCAGUUUUCUCCUGAAUCAAAAGAAAGUUGUUGUUUUCAUACAAACAUUUUAAAUGCUGUUUAUUUUGGGUGACAGUGGCUUUUGUGCUGAGUAUCAGUAGAAAUUAUGUGAUAGCAUUUGUCUGUGAUUAGAAAAGCUUUUUUUUGAAUAUCCAGGACUGUUCACACCAGUCACAGGUUCCAGGAGAGAUUGUGAACAGACCAAAGCAGAGAUCUACAGACAAUCUGCACUGAAUGAAAACUGUGGAUUUCUAAGAUGACAAAUCAAAUUUGUACACAGUUUUGUUUCUAUAGGUACUUUUCUGUUGUUGCUUUAUUCACAGGGAAACAGAUUUCUGGUGGGGUUUUUUUCAGUAGUUGUACAAAAGCCAUUUACACUCUCAGGUGACUUCAUGAGGUUUGCCUUUGGAAUCAAUCAUGAUUCAAUACACCAGCUCUGCCUUUACUUAAAAUAAUUAUGUCAAGUAAUUGUGAUGAUACUAUCAAGAGGUAAUGAUUUAAAUAAAUGAUUAUUAUUGAGGUUGUAGUUGGAAGUGGUGUUAAACUGAGUUUGAGGUGUUUGUACUUUACAGGUUUAAACAGAACACAGUCCAGUGAAACACCAUAACCACUAUGAGUUAAAAUUAUAUCUCUCUGAAAGGCCCGACAGUCGCCUGAAAUUCAAUUAAGCUGCACCCAAUUUCACACUCAGAUUUCAGUCCAUCUAAAUAUGAUUUUUAUUCCAGCAAAAUCCAUGAAUUGUUCCCUGGGAAAUCGGCAAAAAUCUCAGAAUAAUUUAAAGAAAAGGGGGAAAGAAAACUCCUGGAUCUGCCCCUUUGUCUGGAUCGAAGUUCUGUGGAAUAUUUUCUGUAGUUUUAAGCGUAAUCCUGCUGAUAAACAAACAGACUGGGGUGAAAAUAGAACCUCCUUGGCGAAAAAGAUGUUUGUUUAGACUGUUGGAUGGCAUUAGAUUUUACAAGUGCACCCAAUAGAGUGGCCACUCCGUUUAUAUGACAAUUCAAAGAGUGUUUUUAACCUGUAAAUAAAAACAAGUGUUUGUGCAAAAUACAUUUUGAAAAUAAAGUGAGCAGGAAAACAGUG
Hippoglossus stenolepis (Pacific halibut) is the source of this 3320-nucleotide messenger RNA. RefSeq names its product MAX dimerization protein MLX (gene mlx). The record is from RefSeq and is a predicted model, not a curated record. Lineage: Eukaryota; Metazoa; Chordata; Actinopteri; Pleuronectiformes; Pleuronectidae. The transcript is spliced from 8 exons. Gene Ontology annotation, cellular component: nucleus. The coding region runs from base 66 to 806 and encodes 246 amino acids. Gene Ontology annotation, molecular function: DNA-binding transcription factor activity, RNA polymerase II-specific; protein dimerization activity; RNA polymerase II cis-regulatory region sequence-specific DNA binding. Gene Ontology annotation, biological process: regulation of transcription by RNA polymerase II.